Molecule: messenger RNA, 5083 nt
Organism: Malaya genurostris
Lineage: Eukaryota; Metazoa; Arthropoda; Insecta; Diptera; Culicidae
Gene: Frl
Product: formin-like protein
Exons: 11
Coding region: 1306-4677 (1123 amino acids)
Biological process (GO): cell migration; regulation of cell shape; cortical actin cytoskeleton organization
Cellular component (GO): cytosol
Molecular function (GO): actin filament binding; small GTPase binding
Source: RefSeq, a predicted model, not a curated record
GCUAGUUGUUUUCUGUGUCUGACCUGAAGCACUGCAAAACAUGCACAAUUUGCGUAAACCAAGUAACCUGUUGAUUUUUGAUGGGUUAGAAAUAUACGUUAAAGAUUGAAUAAUUUCUGAAAAUACUAAUACUUAAAAUUCCUAUCAGUUUGAUGGUACUAUUCGCCAGCUCAAAAUGUUUUAAUUUCAGUUUAUUUGUAAUCGUUAUGUGAAUGAGCAAUGUGAAAGCUGUUAAAAUUGCAUGAAUAAUUCUGAGUUAAGUGCCGGCGCAUCAAAAAAAAGUGAGCAUAUUGCUUAAAACUUCAGACUUCAUACACAUUCCUGCAGAACGGUUCUGGGAAUUUGAACAGCAGAGAGCGGAAUAUUAUCAGAAUCUAAAUCUGGUGUUGCAUUCUGAUUGCUCUGCUUGGUGGCUCUCCCAGUGUAUGUUAUUCGCCUUCAUCGUAGUCUGCCCUUCAUACUGCUUGAACGUUCUGCUGGUAGUAGGAUUCUAUGUACUGAAAUCGAAAAGCUUCUUACCCCAGCGUUGCCAUAUCGAUUCCUGCAGGGCGGUGUUGGCGAUUCGCACCACAUGCACGAGCCGGAGUUUUGUCAGUUUUGACUGCGGCAGCAAAAAAGAAAAAUCGAAACGGUUGUCUGUGGGUUCAGUCGAUGCGCUGACUUGCAGACCGCUGCUGGAGGUGACAGUGACCGCAAACUAAGCCAAACUGAAAUCAGCCAAACCUUCUCGGUCAGACAGUAGAACCAUGCGAAGAAGCAAUUCGAGGAGCUUCAUCAUCAUUCCGUGGAAUUGAAGCACUGCGAAAUGCGAAACUUGUUCCCGCGAAACAUGAUUGUAGUUUGGUUGCAGGGUAGAUUUUUUUUUCGGGCGACUCGGCAGUGUAGUGACAAAGUCAGUGCCAAUAUAGGAAACUCGCGUCCGUCUUGCUCAUUUGCAUAACUUCGUGUUUGUACGCAUAAACAGCGGGAGCGGAAGGAAAAAGCACGUGAUUUUCAGUUGUGUUUUGUGCUGGGGUCUGUGAUAUGCUGUGCUGUAGCAUAGAAAAAAAAAUCAAUUCAACCAGAACGAUCGGAAGAGAUCCAUUCAGUGGUGUUUACAUUCCAUAUGCUACCGUAUUUAACAGAGCUAAUGUUUCGAUCAAUUCCAAGGAAGGCAUGUGUAAUUCGUAAUGAGGAAGAACAAAAUUAUGAAGUGCUAUGAAUGAAUUAAAUCCUACGUGUUUAUGUGAUCGCAGUGUUUUGUGAUUAAUCUGUGUUUUGUAAUUACGAAAACGUACGAAAACCGGCGACAUCCAGUGAUCGAAAAUGGGUUUGGCAUCGUCGAAAGCAGCCAGCAGCAUAGCGGCCAGUAACGGUGGCACCGGUGGCUCCAAAUUUGGCAGCGUACUCGUGGAAACACACCAUCCAGAUAUCCAACAGCCCUGUUCACUACUGCCGUCGCCAUCGAGCGGCAUCAGUAGUAUUGACACAUGGAAACCGUCGAGCUGUCACGUACGUCAAGCCAGUAUCCGGUCACGGAAUCUACAACCGAUGCCAGAUAUUGGCGAGUUGGAUCGACGGUUCGCCAAAGUACUGGCAUCCAUGGAUCUACCGCCAGACAAAGCAAAAUUGUUGAAAAACUACGACAACGAAAAGAAAUGGGACAUAAUCUGCGACCAGGAAAUGGUACACGCGAAAGAUCCUCCAGCACACUAUCUCACGAAGUUGCGGACUUACCUAGAUCCCAAAGCCUCGCGAAGUCAUCGGAAACGAAAAAUGGUAGGCGAAUCCACCUCGACGCAGGUCCUGCGAGAUUUGGAGAUCUCGCUGCGCACCAAUCAUAUCGAGUGGGUGAAAGAGUUUCUGGACGAUGAGAAUCAGGGCCUGGAUGCGCUGAUCGACUACCUAAGCUUCCGGCUGGCGAUGAUGCGUCACGAGCAAAGGAUACAGGAAGCAAAAUCCGAGUCGGACGAAGGACUAAAUCCGAAGGAUACAACCCUCACAUCGUAUGGGAGCAACGAAACGAACCACAAGCUCGGUUUGAAUGGGUUCAUGCGACCGGGACUAAGCGAUAUGAUGGACAGCCCUAGCGUGCGGAGAAGAUCGAGGCAUAUUGCUAAGUUGAACAUGGGUUUAACGACGGACGACAUCCAUGUCUGCAACAUGUGCAUGCGAGCUAUUAUGAACAAUAAGUAUGGAUUCAACAUGGUGCUACAACAUCGGGAAGCGAUCAAUUGUAUAGCGCUCAGUUUAAUCCACAAGUCGUUGAGGACUAAAGCUUUGGUCUUAGAAUUACUAGCAGCGAUUUGUCUCGUUAAAGGCGGUCACGAAAUCAUAUUAUCGGCAUUCGAUAAUUUUAAGGUAGUUUGUUCCGAACAGCGUCGAUUCCAGACGCUGAUGGAGUACUUUAUGAACUAUGAAUUGUUCAACAUCGAUUUUAUGGUGGCUUGCAUGCAAUUUGUAAAUAUAGUGGUACAUUCCGUGGAAGAUAUGAACUACAGGGUGCAUUUGCAGUACGAAUUUACUGCGCUCGGAUUAGAUGAGUAUCUGGAGAAACUCCGGCUGACGGAGUCCGAAGAGCUUCAGGUACAAAUUUCAGCAUAUUUGGAUAAUGUAUUCGAUGUGGCUGCCUUAAUGGAAGACAGUGAAACGAAGACUGCCGCUCUGGAAAGAGUCAAUGAACUGGAAGACGAAUUGGGUCGUGCCUUAGAUCAGGCUAGUGAAAUUGAACGAGAAGCACUUUUCAAAAUAGGUGAACUCGAAUCAGAACUAAGUCAGACGCGUGCCGAACGGGACGAUCUGUACAACAAACAACGAACCGUCGAAGAAGAUAUUACGAAACUGAAGCGUGCACUGAAAGAACACGAACAGGAGUCAAAAAGCCGACAGUCGAUGUUACUGGAGCUAGAAAAUCUCACCAAGACACUACCGAAAGGUACAUCGAUUGCAGAUGUUUCCAAUCUGCUGGCAAAAGGUGGAAAGCUGUCGGAGCUUAGUCCGACGAGUAACGGAACCGAUAGAAAUGCGCCACCAGUUCCACCUCCACCAGCACCCCCAGCUGCUCCUAUGCCACCACCACCUCCAGCUCCACCAGCUUUGCCAAGUUUGAACGGUGAUGCUCCUCGGGCACCACCUAAGCCACCUUCCUUCAUUCCACCGCCGCCGGCUGGUCCGGGCGGCUUCAUGAAUUUCGGUGGAGCUAUCCACUGCACUGAUGGUGCCAUGACGAUCAAACGCAAAGUACAAACCAAAUACAAACUGCCAACGCUCAACUGGGUGGCACUGAAGCCGAAUCAGGUACGCGGAACGAUCUUCAAUGAGCUCGACGAUGAGAAACUGCAUCGGCAGAUCGAUUUUAUUGACUUUGAAGAACGGUUUAAGAUCGGCAUGGGUGGUCCACUGAUGAAUGGAAACUGCGAUAUGGACGGUCUGUCUACAUUCCCCAGUAAGCGUUUCAAGAAACCGGAACACAUUUCGUUACUGGAACACACGAGAUUAAGAAACAUAGCAAUCUCUCGUCGCAAAUUGGAAAUCCCCGCUGAAAUAGUAAUCAAAGCGAUCAACAAUCUCGAUCUCAAACAGCUCUCGUUGGAAAACGUGGAGCUACUGCAGAAGAUGGUGCCCACUGAUCAGGAACAGAAGCUCUACAAAGAGUAUGUGAUAGAAAAGAAAGAUUUGAAUCUUCUGACUGAGGAAGACAAGUUCAUGUUGCAGUUAACUAAGGUGGAAAGAAUUUCCUCCAAACUGUCAAUCAUGAACUAUAUUGGAAACUUCUUCGAUUGUUUGCAUUUAAUCAACCCGCAAAUUUACGCCAUUAUUUCCGCAUCAUCUUCGAUCAAAUCAUCGAAAAAGUUCCGUUCGGUGCUGGAAAUUAUUCUCGCGUUCGGGAACUACCUGAACAGUAGUAAACGAGGACCAGCGUACGGGUUCAAAUUGCAAAGCUUGGAUACCUUGUUGGAUACCAAAUCCAACGACAAGCGCAUGAGCCUGAUGCACUAUAUCGUGGCAACGAUUCGGCAAAAGUUCCCGGAGCUAAUGAACUUCGACGCCGAACUAUUCUGCGUCGAUAAAGCAGCGCAAGUUUCUUUGGAGAUCUUGAUCACGGACGUAAGCGAGCUGGAAAAAGGCAUGGAAGCCGUACGGAAGGAAGCUGAUCUGCGAGGGAAGGGCACUCACAAUCACGUGUUACGAGAUUUCCUCAACAAUUCCGAGGAGAAGCUGAAGAAGAUUCGAACUGACUGUAAAACUGCUCAGGAUUCGUUUAAAGAGUGCAUCGAGUAUUUUGGUGAAUCAUCCAGGAGCGCAGAUGCUAAUGCAUUCUUUUCUCUGCUAGUCCGAUUCGUUAGAGCAUUCAAAGCAUGCGAUCAAGAAAACGAGCAACGACGUCGGCUGGAGCUGGCUGCUCUGCAAGCAGCAAACAAGAAGGACGAAAACGAACAAGUUGUUCUUAGGAACAACAAGAUCAACAAUCAGAAAAAGCAACAGGAGGCUGUCAUAAACGAGCUGAAGACAAAAACCAACUCGGUUCGGGAGAAGAAACUACUCCAGCAGGAUGAGGUGUACAAUGGAGCCCUAGAAGACAUACUGCUCGGACUGAAGAACGAGCCGUACCGACGGGCGGACGCUGUUCGGAGAAGCCAACGGCGACGGAUCGACAGUAAUCGAUUAUCGCGAACCAUGGAAGAAUUAGAGUUCUAGUGAAAGAAAGAAAAAACAACCAAUGUGAUUGAUUAACUUUACAAAUCCGCACAACGCUAUACAAUGCAUACAAAAGUGCACGCACACGACCACUAAGACUUUCCUCCUCUCUCUAUCUUUUGCUUGUAUGAUUAUCAACAUAAUUUCAAACUGAUAAUUUUUGUAUAUACACAGAGAAUUUUAGUCAUAGGUUUACAGAGAAAACAGUGAAAGUCUGGAAAAACGUUGUUAUUUUGUCUCUAUCUGUAAGUAGUCUUUUGUUAAUUAUAUUAAUUCAGUACAUUUUUAGUGAAGUUUAUGCCUCAUUGUGUACAGAUAUUUUAAAUAACAUUUUUAUCAUGUUAUAACAAAUAAAACUCUAAAUAAUGGGGACGUCUCGUAUGCACAAAUUUUAAAAAUACAAAAU